UUAUCACACCAUCAUCCUAAUAGGGUCAGCACACUGAAUUUAUUAUCACACCAUCAGCCUAGUAGGAUAAGCACACUGAAUUUAUUAUCACACCAUCAUCCUAGUAGGAUAAGCACACUGAAUUUAUUAUCACACCAUCAUCCUAGUAGGGUAAGCACACUGAAUUUAUUAUCACACCAUCAUCCUAGUAGGGUAAGCACACUCAAUUUAUCAUCACAUCAUCAUCCUAGUAGGAUAAGCACACUGAAUUUAUUAUCACACCAUCAUCCUAGUAGGAUAAGCACACUGAAUUUAUUAUCACACCAUCAUCCUAGUAGGGUAAGCACACUGAAUUUAUUAUCACACCAUCAUCCUAGAAGGAAAAGCACACUGAAUUUAUUAUCACACCAUUAUCCUGGUAGGGUAAGCACACUGAAUUUAUUAUCACACCAUCAUCCU
Messenger RNA from Lottia gigantea (owl limpet), 438 nucleotides. RefSeq lists its product as hypothetical. The record is from RefSeq and is a predicted model, not a curated record. Lineage: Eukaryota; Metazoa; Mollusca; Gastropoda; Lottiidae. The transcript has a single exon. The annotation marks the transcript as partial.